This is a messenger RNA of Verticillium alfalfae VaMs.102, 1857 nucleotides long. Its product is annotated as INO80 chromatin remodeling complex Ies1. Bases 1 to 1857 code for a protein of 618 amino acids. Gene Ontology annotation, cellular component: Ino80 complex. NCBI's taxonomy places the organism in Eukaryota, Fungi, Ascomycota, Sordariomycetes, Glomerellales, Plectosphaerellaceae. The record is from RefSeq and is a predicted model, not a curated record. The transcript is spliced from 4 exons.
AUGGCGUCCCGAUCACCUACUAGCUCAGCAGUUGCUGGCCCUGCCUCCGACAUAGAAGCACCCAGUUCACCUAUACAUCGAGAUGAGGGCAAAUCAUUCUUGUCGCAGGCCAUGACGGAGGAUGAAGACACUCGAAUGAUCGACAUGACGCCCGAGCCGGCAGAGAAGACGGGACGCGGCAAGGGCAAGUCGCAGGGCAAGGACAAAGAUGGUGGUACAAUUGGCAAGAUCAGACAUCUCAAGAAAGAGGACGGUGAGCCACUGUGGCGAAAAGACAUACAACACGAUUUCCUCAAGGCUGUCUUUGAUGACAUGACACCUGCCUUUACCAACUCGUACGAACCUGGACGCGACAAACAGAACUUUGCCGACCUCUACAUAGACACCAUGUCAAGGAGCAGCAAGACGAGCAAAGUCUUACGCGACAAACUGCUGAGCGAUCGAGAUGCCGCAAAGGGCAUGGCAAUGGUGUGCCUGCUCGUGAACAUCGGGCGGAUGAACACAACACUAAACUUCUUCCCCGAGAUGCGAGCCCAACUCCGUACCUACCAUGCCAUUCCUUCGCUGCAGGCACACCAAGACCCCCAUGCAUACAAACAGCUCCAGGAUGCGCCUCGUUUGAAGUCCAUCCUGAAGGGCGGAGCCGAGGACCGACAGGAGCCUGGGAGUCUCAACAAGAUCAAAGCCCGCGACUGUCCGCGCACCAACCCGGUCAACCUCUUAUUCGUAAUAUGCAACGCUGCUCUUAAGGUAGCAGAGCUGCAUUUUCCUCCAGGGCAAGAGUUCCACGAUCUUGUCAUGAAGACAAAUUACACGAGCAAGUCUCGGGCCAAGGCCUUUCUGUGGAUCAUGUGGUUCUACCUAGAGUCUGACUUUACUGAGGAAGGCUGCGACGAGAACCCUUUUGGUCGCGGCGUGGACUACGGCGUGGAUGUUGCAAAUCAGGGCGUGCCACGCCUCGAAGAGAUGACGCCCGAGGAGGAGGCUCGUGAGAACAUUGACACGCCCAAGGAAAUGGAGUUUGGUCACGAGAGGCAGAAAACGCGUGCUAAGAUUCUCGAAGCCGAUCAGCAGUUUCUUGACAGCCAGAGCAAGCGUGGAGGACGGGGUGGCAAUCGCGCGCCUGUGGAGGAGGGCCCGGCGAUAUUGCCCAGGAUCCGACCUUCCCGCAAUGAAUCGGACAUGGAUAGCAUCCGGUCGACUCCGCCGCCGAAACUGCUGGCUCACCAGCUAGCGGUAGAACGCAACCGCAGUCAGCGUGUGGAGCAUAUCCUGGACCAGGGGUUGCGUAAAGAGCACCGCAGGCUCAUGGAGGAUCCACUUGAAGACAGCGAUGUCGAAGACGAAGUACGGCGCGAGUUGUCUGCUGGUGGCCCGCUGCGAGAUGCUGGCCAAUACCGCCAUCGCGGCAUGGCGGGACUCACGCCGCUCAAGUCUGAAGAUGACGACUUUGGGGAAGAGUCGGCAGCGAUAGCCGCAGCAUACCGGCGGGUCAAUCGUCGUCUGGCGCGGUGGGCGCAGUACAAGGGAACCGGCCGAGGCGUGAUCGCACCCGUCAAGAAGCGCAGCCUUGUGAACGGUGUAGCCGAGCCAGAGGAAAACGGCGACAUUGGUGAAGUCGGCGACGAGACGCUGCUGGCAGGGGACGAGGGCCACAGCGACGAGCGCGUCAACGGACACACUAACGGUGACGUGACAAUGGCUGACGACGGUGACGAGGUGGACGACAUGGAAGACGCAGACAGGACAGCUGUCGGGGCCAAUAGCGGCGGGGAGGAGGAGGAGCUCGACGACAUGGAAAGGUCUCUGCUGGGCAUGGCGCCCGGUGAUGAGGACGAUUCGUCUGACUCGGACUAG